GCCAUGUAAGAGCUUGAAAAUCCAUGAGGACAUUUCCUCUGAAAAACCUUAACAGAAAAAUCAUAAUGUCUGACAGCCAUGUUGCUGUGGAUUCUCCAGGCUCUGGAACAGAGGGCAUUCUUGAUGAGAGUCAAGACACAAACAGAUUCUCUGAAUAUGAGCUCAUUGAUUUCAUGUAUAACACCAUCAACACCAGAAACACAGGAGAAGUGUUGGCCUCCACCAUUGUACAGUACCUGCAGACACUGGCAGCUCAGACUGCAGAUGAGGACAGACUGGCUGCCCUGCAGCGGCUGCUCGAUCCAAACCAACAAAACCCACAUGUGUCUCGAGACAAUUUCCACUCCAUCAUGAGGGCAUGGAUUACUCAGUGCAGUCAGAACAGCUCAGAUGUGGAUGUCAACCAUGUUUCCUGGCCAGAUGCCAUAGCGAUGCCAUUAAAUGAUCUGGAUUCACCAGUUUCUGACGGCAAAGCUGUUUUCUCAGAGGUCCAACAGUGUUUCUGUGAAGGACAGGACCUGUCAGGUGCUGUGGCUGAGCUGAAGCACGCUAACCGUAAGCUGAGCGAGCAGAAAAGCAGUCUGCUGAGGAUGUUGGCCCAGUGUGAAGAUGUAAACCUGCAGCUCAGUGCUGAGGUCACAGAGCUGCAAACAAAGCUGGUCAGUGUUCAGCGUUCAGCCAUCAGAGCUCGAUCCCUGACAGAAGAACUGGAGGAGACUCAUCAGAUGUUAAAAGAGGCUCAGGAAAGAGUCAUUCGCACUCAGGGGAGCUUCACAGAACUGACCAGAGAAGUUGAACAUCUCAAGAUUUAUAUCAGAGAACUCGAAGACAAGAAUGAAAAACUCUCCUUUGAACGCUCCUGUGCUGAAGACAAUCUCAACAAACUGAGGAAGGUCAACACUGAGUUGAGGGCUGAACGUGAAGAAACUCUGCUUAUGUUGGUGCUGAGAGAGAAAGAAACAAUAAAGAAAGACAUUUUUUUGGAGAAAAUGAAGAACUUUCAUCUGGAGAGUCACACAAUGAUAGAGGAACUGCAGUCGGAGUUGAUAAAGUUAGAGGAACAUUCCCACCAAAUUCUUUUAAGGUACGGUAGACAUUUUGUCUGUCCUCAGAGUUCAGCGCCUCUGUCAAGCUGUCACUCUUUGCAGAGCGAGAUGCAGGAUGUUCAUCAGCGGCAGCAUCAGAAAGCACUGGACAACCAAAGUGUGCAAUCCUUUCACAAGCACACAGACGACGCUCAGAUUCAGAGAAUCAAGAGCAAAGAAAAAACCCAUCGUCUGCACAACAAUCCUCUCGAGCGGGACUUUUCUGCUGUUCAGCAGAGGCCUUUUCACCAACAACAGACAACCAUCAAACAUCAGCUUCCUCAUGUGCAGCAGGAGCUGAAGCUGUGCAAGUUUGUUUGGAAGGAGAAGGACGAAGAGCAGCAGAAGGAGAACAAUCAAAGCCAAACUGGAAGUCAGAAUCAAACCCAGGAGGCCAAGAAGGUGGCAGUUUUGAACUGGUGGAGAGGCCACAYUGUGGAAGAGGAAACGAUCAGCAGGAAAGACACAAACCUGCUGCAGGAGCUUUCUGAGAACCAAGCGAAGCAAGAAGAGGACGCCAGCAAUGAUAUGAGAAAGCAGCUUUGUCACCUGCAAACCACUUUAGGAUCUGGACAGAAGCGUGUCGAACAAAAACCCACACGUGGUGUCCCUCGCAGCAAAACGAGCAAUGGCUUGGARGGACAGGAAGCAGACACAACUGUGGAGAAGGCGGUGAAGGAGCAGGGAGACGCAGCUGCGCUUUCAGGGCCUGAGAAGAUCAAGUCUGCAGGGCAGGAACAAAGCCAGGAGCAGGUGAGCACAGACGGGCUCCUGGGGACCAUCGGGAGGAUCGAGGUGAUGGUCAGCAGCGCCCUCGAGACGGCCGAGCUGGUGAGGCGGAGCGAGCAGAGGGUGAGCCAGGUGACCCAGAGGAUGGAGGACAUUACCCAGAGGGUGGAGGAGACUGCGGGCCGAGCAGCCAACUCUGAGGAGCAGCUGGACCGCCAGGAGGCCGCGGUCAGGGAGAAAACCUCACCCCAGUCUCCAGCUGAUCUGGGAUCAGACACCACGGCCUCUACAGAUGAUGAUGAACUCGUGAAGACAGGCAGCACAGAGCAUCCUCCUCUGCCUCCCAUUUUCCCAGAAGGUCCAGAGCCUCCAAAGCGACCCAUGAAUGGUACGGUGACGUCAGUAUUGUUAGGGGGUACACAGUUAGACAGAGAUAAAUUAAAGCUGGUGGUAUUCCCAGAGGAUGUCUGA
Molecule: messenger RNA, 2285 nt
Organism: Austrofundulus limnaeus
Lineage: Eukaryota; Metazoa; Chordata; Actinopteri; Cyprinodontiformes; Rivulidae
Product: protein Hook homolog 2
Exons: 17
Coding region: 24-2285 (753 amino acids)
Biological process (GO): chromosome localization to nuclear envelope involved in homologous chromosome segregation; telomere localization; homologous chromosome pairing at meiosis
Cellular component (GO): chromosome, telomeric region; nuclear outer membrane; meiotic spindle pole
Molecular function (GO): dynein complex binding
Source: RefSeq, a predicted model, not a curated record